UAUUGGUUUAUGUUUAUUUUCCACUGACCCUAUGGGUGAAGACGUCCUUGUCUAAUACUCCAUCUGAACGCUUUCCAGCUCAUCCAGUAUGUCACCAGGUUAACAGAUAUGGAGGUUUCUAUGAGGAUUUGGAGAAGAGUCUCAAUGACUGCUAAAAUUCUGGACUAGAUUUGUUAGGAAAGACAGAUGGACUAUAAGGCAAUUGCCCAACAAACUGCUCAAGAAGUUUUAAGUUACAAUCAAGAUACAUCCGGCUGGAAAGUGGUUAAAAUUUCAAAAAAGAUAACUGUUUCCAGUAAGGCAUCUAGAAAAUUCCUUGGAAAUCUAUAUCGUGUUGAAGGGAUAAUUCCAGAAUCAACAUUUAAACUAUCUGAUUUCCUCUACCAACCUGGAAACAGGGUUGCAUGGGAUAAAGCAUUGAAAGUAUACAAUAUGAUACACAGGAUUGAUUCGGACACAUUUAUAUGUCAUACCAUAACACAAAGUUUUGCCAUGGGCUCCAUUUCCCCCCGAGACUUUAUCGACUUAGUAUACAUCAAGCGCUGUGAAGGGAACAUGAACAUUAUCAGUUCUAAAAGUGUGGAUUUCCCAGAAUAUCCUCCAUCUUCAAAUUAUGUCCGAGGUUAUAACCAUCCUUGUGGCUAUGUAUGUUCACCUCUGAAAGAAAACCCAGCAUAUUCCAAACUAGUGAUGUUUGUCCAAACCGAAAUGAGAGGAAAACUGUCCCCAUCAAUAAUUGAAAAGACCAUGCCUUCUAACUUGGUAAGCUUCGUCCUCAAUGCAAAAGAUGGAAUAAAGACACACAAAGCCCCAUCAGGACAUGGACAUCAUAAUGGUCAUGCAUCAUUCCAAAAGAAGAAAUAAGGCCUUUCUGCUAUUAAAUCA
Messenger RNA from Marmota flaviventris (yellow-bellied marmot), 885 nucleotides. RefSeq names its product StAR related lipid transfer domain containing 6 (gene Stard6). The record is from RefSeq and is a predicted model, not a curated record. NCBI's taxonomy places the organism in Eukaryota, Metazoa, Chordata, Mammalia, Rodentia, Sciuridae. Gene Ontology annotation, molecular function: lipid binding.